Messenger RNA from Branchiostoma floridae (Florida lancelet), 1009 nucleotides. RefSeq names its product sialin-like. NCBI's taxonomy places the organism in Eukaryota, Metazoa, Chordata, Leptocardii, Amphioxiformes, Branchiostomatidae. The coding region runs from base 43 to 795 and encodes 250 amino acids. Gene Ontology annotation, molecular function: transmembrane transporter activity. The record is from RefSeq and is a predicted model, not a curated record. The transcript has 5 exons. Gene Ontology annotation, biological process: transmembrane transport; monoatomic anion transport.
ACCUGCUGCAUUCCGAGCAGGUACACUUUGGCCGCCCUUCUUAUGGGAGUCGUUAUUCACCUCUUCACCCUGCGGUCGGACUUCAGUAUCAUCGUCGUUGCCAUGGUAAAACAUGCUCCGAACAAUGAAGGCAACAGCUCCGGGGAGAACGAGUGCUUUGUAAACACGACAGAGAAUCUAAUGUAUCCCAUCCACGAGAACAACACGGUAGAGAACUUGACCUAUAACCUGAACAAUGAGACGGGGGACAAGUUUUCCUGGGACCCCAUCACCCAAGGCCGCAUCAUCGGUGCCUACUCGUACGGCCACGUCUUCAGUCAGGUGAUGGGAGGGUUCCUGGAGGCCAGGUUUGGUGGGAAGAAAGUUCUCGGCCUGAGCAUCCUGCUCUCCUCCGUUCUGACUCUGCUGACACCCGCGGCUGCCUUCGCUGGAGAUUGGUGGCUGUUUGUUGUUCGGGUGGUGGUCGGAUUUGUGCAGGGUGUAGUACUCCCAGGUACGUUUGGCGUGUUGUCCAGAUGGGCUCCGUAUCAGGAAAGAGGACGUCUUCUUGCAAUCAUCUUUGCCGGUGAAACUUUGGGAGUCUUUGUGGGGUUUUCAUUGACGGCGUACUUGAUUACACAGUUUGGCUGGGCUGUUACCUUAUAUAUUACAGGGGUAGCUGGAGUGGUGUUCUGUUGUAUCUGGUAUCUCCUGGCGUUUGACUCUCCUGCCGUUCAUCCGAGAAUAACUGAAACCGAAAGGGCAUACGUUGAGUCCAAUGUACAGAAAACGACAAAGGUAUGUCAUGAGUUCUAGGUGAUGUUUGAUAGUCCGCAUUCUAUGACCUCAUUAAUACAGAAUGAAAUGAAAUUUUGUGUUGUGUGUGUGUUUCACUUAUUUCUUUAUAUCUCUCUUCAGCUAUCUCUUUGUAUGUAUUCUUUGUGCAUAUGCACGUGGUGUGAAAGCUGUUACGGUUAAGAAACCAUCUAACUUCAGAGCAAACGCUGUAAGAAUAACAAAUAGUUACAGA